This is a messenger RNA of Drosophila ficusphila, 1599 nucleotides long. It is a transcript of the gene Rbbp5, whose product is annotated as retinoblastoma-binding protein 5 homolog. The coding region runs from base 116 to 1582 and encodes 488 amino acids. NCBI's taxonomy places the organism in Eukaryota, Metazoa, Arthropoda, Insecta, Diptera, Drosophilidae. The transcript has 7 exons. The record is from RefSeq and is a predicted model, not a curated record. Gene Ontology annotation, molecular function: protein binding. Gene Ontology annotation, cellular component: Set1C/COMPASS complex.
AAAAUCAAAUCAAACUAUCGUCUCAUGUUAAACUUAUGUUAAACAACGUUAAUGUUAUGCCAGUUUCCUGUGAAUGGCCUGCUGCCAUUUUAGAAGAAGAAGAUUGUAAACAAAAAUGAAUUUGGAGCUGCUAGAAUCUUUUGGACAGAACUACCCCGAGGAGUUCGACGGCUCCCUAGACUGCAUUUCGCUGGCCGUGACUUGUGCCUUCAACAAGUAUGGAACCCUUUUGGCCGUAGGCUGCAACGAUGGCCGCAUUGUUAUUUGGGAUUUUUUGACGCGGGGCAUCGCCAAGAUUAUUUCGGCCCAUGUGCAUCCAGUGUGCAGUCUCAGUUGGACUAGGAACGGUCAUAAAUUACUUUCGGCUUCCACGGACAACAAUGUGUGCAUUUGGGACGUGCUGACCGGCGAACUAGAGCACAAGUACAGGUUUCCCUCGCCCGUGCUGAAGGUCCAGUUUGAUCCGCGCAAUGACAACCGACUUCUGGUAUGCCCCAUGCGAUAUGCCGCCGUUCUGGUGGAGAUCGGUGGAUCCCAUCGCUGCCUGCCGUUGGACACAGAUGGCGACUUGAACAUAGUGGCUUCAUUCGAUCGCAGAGGCAAACACAUUUACACGGGCAACGCCAAGGGAAAAAUACUCGUCCUGGAUGUGGACACCUUUGAAGUGGUGGCCAGUUUUCGCAUUAUCGUGGGUACUUCGAGUGCAACGGCUGUAAAGAGUAUAGAAUUUGCAAGACGUGGAGACGCCUUUCUUAUCAACACAUCAGAUCGAGUUAUUCGCGUUUACGACUCAAAGGAAAUUAUUACGUUGGGCAAAGAUGGCGAGCCGGAACCCAUACAAAAACUGCAGGAUUUGGUCAACAAGACAACCUGGAAGAAGUGCUGUUUUUCCGGCGAUGGUGAGUACAUUUGCGCUGGCAGUGCUCGUCAGCAUGCUCUCUACAUUUGGGAAAAGUCGAUUGGAAACCUGGUCAAGAUCCUUCACGGCACCAAGGGUGAGCUUCUCCUAGAUGUGGUGUGGCAUCCGGUGCGUCCCAUCAUUGCCAGCAUUAGCUCCGGACUGGUAUCGAUUUGGGCUCAAAAUCAAGUGGAAAACUGGUCCGCUUUUGCACCGGACUUCAAGGAACUGGACGAAAACGUUGAGUACGAGGAGCGGGAGUCGGAGUUUGAUAUUGCGGACGAAGAUAAGUCCGUAGAUCUCAACGCAGAUGCGCAACAGGACGAGGAGAUCGAGGUGGAUGUGCAGAAGGUGGAGCCUGUAGCUGCCUUUUGCUCAUCUGACGAGGAGGGCGAAGAUGAGAAUGCGCUGCAGUUCCUGCCAAUGGCGCCGGAGGUGGAGGAUCCCGAGGACGGCUGGGCUGGUCAGGAUGGACUCGAGGCCAGUGCUGUGUUGCUCAGUGCGGAUCCGCAUGACUACGAGGACGAUAUAAUGGCAUCCAAACGCCGACGCAUGGAGCCGUACAAUGUCAGCCUGCCUGACGCACCCAUAGACGAAACACAUCCCCUCAUCUCAAGCAAGGCUAGCAAAGACAAACAGCAGCCCGUGGGUGGAAAAAAGGGCCCGGGUCGUACCAAGAAAUAAACUUUAUUUGACUUAAA